Molecule: messenger RNA, 4263 nt
Organism: Loxodonta africana (African savanna elephant)
Lineage: Eukaryota; Metazoa; Chordata; Mammalia; Proboscidea; Elephantidae
Product: proline-rich protein 36-like
Exons: 7
Coding region: 1-4263 (1420 amino acids)
Source: RefSeq, a predicted model, not a curated record
AUGUCGUUGCACGAGACAGCUGGGCGGGCUGCGUUUUACCCCCGUCGCGGACACCCUUCCGAGGCCGGCAUUCCGACACACCCAAGCCUUCGUGCUCCUGCCCAGGCUUGCGCUGUACCUCAUUUAGCGCCCCUCGGAAAGCUUCUGGAGCGGUCGGGCGCCGAGCGUGCGGAGGAGGCUUCCCGGGUGCAGCGAAGCCCCCUCCCGCCCGCGGGCCUCGGGGGUGCGCUCGGGCCCCGCCCACUGCGCCGGCGUGGCGUCCGAGGCCCCGCCCUCAGCCCCGCCCCGACCGCGCUUGUCUCCGCCCUCAGGCCCCGCCCCACGACUUCGAGCGCGCGCGUCUCCUCCCGCGGGCCCCGCCCCGACUGCGCAACGCCCGCAGGCCCCGCCCCUCAGUCCCGCCCCGCCCCCAGCCCCUCCCCUGCCGCGCGCGUCUCCGCCCGCAGGCCCCGCCCCCGGCGCGAGCGCGCCCAGCGCCGCCGCCGCCGUUGCCGCCAUUUUGGAGCGACCGAGCGCCGCCCGCGGCCCAAGCCGGCGCUCCGCCCGGCCGGGCCCAUGCGCGUGCAGCCCGCCCGAGGUCGCCCGGGCUUCGCCUCCGCCAGCGCCCUGGCCUCCCCCAGGCCUCUGAGGAGCCGCCGAGACGCCCGACUCGGCGGAGCCGGUGAGUGCGCCCGCCCGCGCGGCUUCCUCAGACCCGGCCCGCGGGCCGGCGGGGGGCGGGGCUCCGGGUCGGCGUCCCCACCCGCUGUCAGGCCCCGUCGUGCCCCCCGCGUCAGUCAGCGCCCCCGUGUCUGCUCCUCCUACCUGCCGGUGCCCCCCAUGUCAGUGCCCCCACGUCAUUCCCCCGCCUGCCAGUGCCCCCCGCCUGCCAGUGCCCCCCGCGUCAGCCAGUGCCCCCACGUCUGCUCCUCCUACCUGCCAGUGCCCCCCGCCUGUCAGUGCCCCCACGUCAUUCCCCCGCCUGCCAGUGCCCCCCGCGUCAGUCAGCGCCCCCGUGUCUGCUCCUCCUACCUGCCAGUGCCCCCCAUGUCAGUGCCCCCACGUCAUUCCCCCGCCUGCCAGUGCCCCCACGUCUGCUCCUCCUACCUGCCAGUGCCCCCCGCCUGUCAGUGCUCCCACGUCAUUCCCCCGCCUGCCAGUGCCCCCCGCCUGCCAGUGUCCCCCGCCUGCCAGUGCCCCCACCUGCCAGUGCCCCCCGCGUCAGCCAGUGCCCCCCGCGUCAGUCAGUGCCCCCCGCGUCAGUCAGUGCCCCCAUGUCUGCUCCUCCUACCUGCCAGUGCCCCCCGCCUGCCAGUGCCCCCACCUGCCGGUGCCCCCCGCGUCAGCCAGUGCCCCCCGCGUCAGUCAGUGCCCCCAUGUCUGCUCCUCCUACCUGCCAGUGCCCCCCGCCUGCCAGUGCCCCCCGCGUCAGUCAGCGCCCCCGUGUCUGCUCCUCCUACCUGCCGGUGCCCCCCAUGUCAGUGCCCCCACGUCAUUCCCCCGCCUGCCAGUGCCCCCCGCCUGCCAGUGCCCCCCGCGUCAGCCAGUGCCCCCACGUCUGCUCCUCCUACCUGCCAGUGCCCCCCGCCUGUCAGUGCCCCCACGUCAUUCCCCCGCCUGCCAGUGCCCCCCGCGUCAGUCAGCGCCCCCGUGUCUGCUCCUCCUACCUGCCAGUGCCCCCCAUGUCAGUGCCCCCACGUCAUUCCCCCGCCUGCCAGUGCCCCCACGUCUGCUCCUCCUACCUGCCAGUGCCCCCCGCCUGUCAGUGCUCCCACGUCAUUCCCCCGCCUGCCAGUGCCCCCCGCCUGCCAGUGUCCCCCGCCUGCCAGUGCCCCCACCUGCCAGUGCCCCCCGCGUCAGCCAGUGCCCCCCGCGUCAGUCAGUGCCCCCCGCGUCAGUCAGUGCCCCCAUGUCUGCUCCUCCUACCUGCCAGUGCCCCCCGCCUGCCAGUGCCCCCACCUGCCGGUGCCCCCCGCGUCAGCCAGUGCCCCCCGCGUCAGCCAGUGCCCCCCGCGUCAGUCAGUGCCCCCAUGUCUGCUCCUCCUACCUGCCAGUGCCCCCCGCCUGCCAGUGUCCCCCAUGUCAGUCAGCGCCCCCGUGUCUGCUCCUCCUACCUGCCGGUGCCCCCCAUGUCAGUGCCCCCACGUCAUUCCCCCGCCUGCCAGUGCCCCCCGCGUCAGUCAGUGCCCCCAUGUCUGCUUCUCCUACCUGCCAGUGCCCCCCGCCUGCCAGGGCCCCCCGCGUCAGCACCCCCGUGUCUGCUCCUGCUACCUGCCAGUGCCCCCCAUGUCAGUGCCCCCAUGUCAUUCCCCCGCCUGCCAGUGCCCCCCGCGUCAGCCAGUGCCCCCAUGUCUGCUCCUCCUACCUGCCAGUGCCCCCCGCCUGUCAGUGCCCCCACGUCAGUCCCCCGCCUGCCAGUGCCCCCACCUGCCAGUGCCCCCCGCGUCAGCCAGUGCCCCCAUGUCUGCUCCUCCUACCUGCCGGUGCCCCCCAUGUCAGUGCCCCCACGUCAUUCCCCCACCUGCCAGUGCCCCCCGCGUCAGCCAGUGCCCCCACGUCUGCUCCUCCUACCUGCCAGUGCCCCCCGCCUGCCAGUGCCCCCACCUGCCAGUGCCCCCCGCGUCAGCCAGUGCCCCCAUGUCUGCUCCUCCUACCUGCCAGUGCCCCCCGCCUGCCAGUGCCCACCGCCUGCCAGUGCCCACCACAUCAGUCAGUGCCCCCCACAUCAGUCAGUGCCCCCAUGUCUGUUCCUCCUACCUGCCAGUGCCCCACGUCAGUGCCCCCUGCGUCAGUGCCCCCGUGUCUGCUCCUCCUACCUGCCAGUGCCCCCCGCCUGCCAGUGCCCCCCGCGUCAGUGCCUCCCGUGUCAGUGCCCCCGUGUCUGCUUCUCCUACCUGCCAGUGCCUCCCGCGUCAGUGCCCCCACGUCUGCUCCUCCUACCUGCCAGUGCCCCCCACCUGCCAGUGCCCCCCGCCUGCCAGUGCCUCCCGUGUCAGUGCCCCCGUGUCUGCUUCUCCUACCUGCCAGUGCCCCCCGCCUGCCAGUGCCUCCCGCGUCAGCACCCCCCAUGACAGUGCCCCCAUGUCUGCUCCUCCUACCUGCCAGUGCCCCCUGCCUGCCAGUGCCCCCCGCAUCAGUGCCUCCCGCUGCCCCCCACAUCAGUGCCCCCACGUCCAUUCCUUCUACCUGCCAGUGUCCCCAUGUCCAGGCCUCCCACCUGUCAGCGUCCUACACUUCAGUGCUCCCCACCUGUCAGUGCCCAUCCACAUCCACGCUUCCCCCACGUCAGUGCUUCCGCAUUGGUGCCCCCACAUCAUUGUCCCCCGCAACAUCUGUACCCCCUGCCUGUCCCUGCCUCCCCACGUCAGUGCCCCCCCCCACGUCAGUGCCACCCAACCUCAGUGCUUUCUGCCUGUCAGUGUUCUCCACAUCAGUGCCCUCUGCCUGUGCUCCCGCGUCAUUGCCCCCAUGUCUCUGCCUCCUGCCUCUCACUUCCCCCACCUCAGUGCCUCCUGCCUGUCAGGGCCCCCCACAUUAGUGCCUCCAUAUCUGGGCCCCCCACCUGUCAGUGCCGCCCCACAUCAGUGCCCCCAUAUCUGCACCCCCCUUCUGUCAGUGCCCACCACAUCAGUGUCCCCUGCCCUGUCAGUGCCUUCCACAUCAUCCAAAGCCCAGCGUCAAGGUUCCCCGGCUGGGAUGCUGCACUCCCGGCUUCAAAAACAGUCAGUGCCUCCCAGUGACUUCUCCUCCCGCCAGCCGCGUCACUGUGCCGCCUGCGCGGACCAGCUGGGCCCCCUCCCGGGGAUGUCCUGCUCAGCUCCCCUGCGCCCAGUCCAAAGCCCCGCGCCAAGGUUCCCCGGCUGGGACGCUGCACUCCUGGCUCCAAAACCAGUUGCUGCCUCCCGCCGACUUCUCCCGCCAGCUGUGUUGCCGCGCCGCCGGCGAAGACCGGCUGGGCCCCCUCCCGAGGAGGCAUUUGGUGGCAGUGACAGCUCUAUCACAGAGUCACACUUUUGCACAGACACCGGGUACAUGUCCCAGGUUGCAGAGCUGGUUAGUGACAAAGCUGGAUUUCCCCGGGCCUGGGCUUCUGUGACUGGGGAGUGCCUUGGCCUGACCUGCCUGCUACCCUCCUGCCCUGAGGGGCUCUUUGGCUGCCUAGGGACCGUGUUUGACUCCCAGGAGGGAAGAGUCGUGGUGAGGGCCAUAGCACCGAGUGAGAAGCGUGAGAAGCGUGCCCCUCCGGAUGUCAGAAGCUCCAUCCUGGACCACGCCAAUGAAUAG